Paramecium tetraurelia is the source of this 711-nucleotide messenger RNA. RefSeq lists its product as uncharacterized. The transcript has a single exon. The record is from RefSeq and is a predicted model, not a curated record. Lineage: Eukaryota; Ciliophora; Oligohymenophorea; Peniculida; Parameciidae.
AUGAAAACUAUUCUCUAUACUAUCUUACUUUUCAAAUUAGUUCACUCAGCAUGUCAUUUAAGAUCUGUACAAACUUGUCUUUAGGAUGAAUAAUGUUAAUUAGUUAAAUAAGAAUGCUAAAGUAGGCCAAGCAAAUGCCAGGAUAUUGAUGCUACAAAUCCAAAUAAUUGCUAAGGAAUCUAAUGCUAUUAUGAUUUCGAAUUAAAGAUAUGUUAAGUAAAAAGUGAUCUUAAUCUUUAGCCUUAUGAGGAUGAAUGGGAUAUGUAAUCAAGAAGACUUUUAGAUAAGGAUGAUGGCAGGAAUUAGAAUACGGAAGAUUCUGAGGACGAUCAUUAAAAUGAACAAUAAUUAAACUAAGAUCAAAAUCAAUAAUAAAAUCAAUAACAAAAUCAAUAAUAAAAUUAAUAACAAAAUGGACAAUAUCCUAAUUAACCUUAGGAUAUACCUACUUAUAAUAUCACUACAAAUGGCAGUUAACCAAUCCCUCCUGAAACUGUAACCAAUUCUACCAUCAAUUCUAAUAACACUGCACCAGCAGCUCCACCAACAAACACUAGUUCCACUGAAAUUUUAGCAUUUCAAAUGAUAUAAUUUGAUUUCCAUUAAAAUGAAAUACUCAAUAGUAAUUUGGAUCAAAAAGAUUUAGUCAUCAACACAAGUUCUUCCAUCAGAUUGCUGGCAACUGUUCUCUUAGCUAAACUAUUUAUUUGA